Malus domestica (apple) is the source of this 2596-nucleotide messenger RNA. RefSeq names its product transcription initiation factor TFIID subunit 15b-like. Gene Ontology annotation, molecular function: RNA binding. The record is from RefSeq and is a predicted model, not a curated record. Lineage: Eukaryota; Viridiplantae; Streptophyta; Magnoliopsida; Rosales; Rosaceae.
AGUCUUUUCCGGGUCUGGCCCUAAUCGUUGUGUCUCGGAAUCUCUCUCGGACCUAGAUCAUGGCUGGAAUGUACGGUCAAGAGGGCGAUGGCGCCCCUCCUCCGUACGGAUCUAGCGGCGGCGGUGGCUAUGGUGGCUCUGGCGGGUACGGAGGCGGUUCUGGUGGUUAUGGAGGUGGUGGUGGAGGCGGAAGCUAUGGUGGAAGCGGCGGUGGUGGCUAUGGAGGUAAGGGCGGCGAUAGUUAUGGAGGCGGUGGCGGACGUGGCGGUGGAGGUUAUGGCGGCGGUGGCGGUCGAGGUGGAGGAUAUCAAGGAGAUCGCGGUGGCGGCGGCAGAGGUGGCGACCGUGGUGGAGGCGGCGGCAGAGGCGGCCGCGGUGGCAGUGGAAGAGAUGGCGAUUGGAUGUGCCCUAAUCCAGGCUGUGGGAAUUUGAACUUUGCAAGAAGAGUUGAGUGUAACAAGUGUGGCACUCCCUCUCCUUCGGGUGCCGCCGGUGGUGAUCGUGGCAGUGGUGGUGGCGGCAAUUAUAACAGAGGAGGAACUGGUGGUGGUAACCGUGGUGGUAGGGGUGGUAACUAUGAUGGGGGUCGAAGUGGUAACUAUGAAGGAGGUAAGGGUAGCAGUUAUGACGGAGGCAGAGGCGGUAGUUAUGAAAGUAGAGGCGGAGGUGGUAGUAGGGGUGGUUCUUAUGGUGGUAGCCAAGGAAGAGAUGAUGGGGGGUACGGUCAGGUUCCUCCAAAUGCACCACCGUCCUAUGGCACAGCUGGAGGCAAUUACCCAUCUUACAAUGCUAGUUAUGGAACGGAUGCAGUUCCGCCUCCUACAAGUUAUACUGGUGGACCUGCAUCAUAUCCCCCAUCUUAUGGUGGUCCUGCAGGCGGUUAUGGUGGUGAUGGUCCAGGUGAUGCAAGGGGUGGUGCCCGAGGGGGCCCUCCUGCUAAAUAUGAUGGUGGAUACGGUGCUGGUGGUCGUGGUGGGUAUGGAAGUGCUGCUACGGAAGCGCCAUCUAAGGUGAAGCAGUGCGACCAGAAUUGUGAUGAUACUUGUGACAAUGCUAGAAUCUACAUAUCAAACUUGCCACCAGAUGUUACUGUUGACGAACUUCAGCAGCUCUUUGGAGGCAUUGGACAAGUGGGAAGAAUCAAACAGAAACGUGGCUAUAAGGAUCAAUGGCCAUAUAAUAUCAAAAUAUACACAGAUGAGUCUGGAAAAAACAAAGGCGACGCAUGUUUAGCCUAUGAAGAUCCCUCUGCUGCACAUUCAGCUGGUGGAUUUUACAAUGAUUAUGAGUUAAGGGGCUAUAAGAUCAGUGUUGCGAUGGCGGAGAGGUCAGCUCCAAGGCCUUCGUUUGAACAAGGUGGUGGUGGUGGUGGUGGUAGAGGUGGAUAUGGGGGCGGUGACAGGCGCAACAACUAUAGAGAUGGUGGAGCGGAUAGACAUCAGCAUGGUGGAAACCGUUCGCGUCCUUACUGAGAGAAGUUCCAGAUGAAGCAGAUUUUAUGUAAUGAGAAUUGUUUUCUGAGGGUUUUUGUAGUAUUCCGUUGGAGGGUUCCUAAACGGGAGACUAAGAGGUAGGUUGUUCACUAACCCUGAGCAAGGCCUCUGUCCUCCUAUAUUUAACUUUACCUACAACUACCUGGAGGAGUUGAUUUUAGUUGUGUGAAUGUUUUAUAGAGACAAGUGGAUAAUCUCCAAAUUGCUUGCUGCUAUGCUAGGUUGAUAUUUUCAGGUGAGUGCUGCUCUCUCGUAACCAUUAUUAACACUUAUUUGGAGAUUUCCCCGAUUUGCAUAACCGGGUUCUUGAUUGCAUCUGAUCAUUUUAAAUCUAUGGCUCAUAUGCGAGCACUGAUAUCUAUAACAUGCAUUUCUGACUGAAAAUUUGUGAUCCAUAUAAGAAAUCACUGAAGAUGGUUCAUGUGGCCUGGAAUUUGUAUUUGAAAGUACUCUAUGUUAGAUGUGAAUCCCGACCAUUGGAUUGGAUUUUGCUCAACUUUUAGCUCCAGCUGAACUUGUUUAAAUUGCUAGUUACAUGGAAUAGGUUUCCAUGUAGGAUUUUGUUAUUUUGUUUAGACAUUUAUUAUCAUGUUUGGUGGAGGCUCUUUUCCUACAUCGAGGCUUGCGCUUUGCGAUAGUUUUACUUCACCACAUCAAUGUAGGGUUUAAGACCCAUUGUUUGGUAAAAUGGGCAUGGUGCCUAAAAUUUUGCCCGCCGAUUGCCUUCAUUGUUCUGCUACUUGCUGGGUGGGGCAAGUCUUCCUUGUGGUGACCGCAAAGGACUUGUGGAUGACGAGAAUCUCUGCGUAUCACCUACCUUCAAUUGUCAUAACCUCCCAUGUGUUGCUGUGCGCUGAUGGGUGCCUACUUUCAUCUGGCUUUCUUUCUUGGGCGGUUAGCCGGCAGCGGUUGGAAACUUCAAAUGUUGAACAACAGUUGUAGUCUUGGCAUUUGCCUUGCGGCAAGAUAAAGGGUUUUCUUUCAGGUUUUUGGUUUGGGAAUGAUGAGAGUAGACUGUAGAAAUCACUUUCCGGUGCGAGUUUAAAUUCUUGUAUUACAUCCCUAACAUAUAGCAAAUUUGAAUGAAACGUUCUUUUCCUUGA